UAGGCCAUGGUGUAAAUAUAUUAUUUUGUCAUUGAUCUACCUUAAAGUAUGUUUCAAAGUCAAAUGUGGUCUCAGCUCUUUCUGUGGGCCUCUAGACUCCAAAUGAGUAAAAGAGAUGGAGUUAAAGUUACUGCUUCCUUCACCUCACUUCACUCUGUUAUCAAUACAUGUAGUAAAUAAAAAGAAAUUCCUCAAAUAGAGUAAGAAUAACCAGAAAAGGUUUCAGGAAGAGCUACGUAUUAAUCUUGUAACACUAAAGUAUGUUAGAGCAUAAUCUGCUCUUUAAGAACAUGGAGAUUAUUUUGUGAAAUGAAGCCUACUUUGAUAGGAAUCGUUGAAGAGACAGUGCCAUGUUCUUAAUGCAGAUAAAGAAUGACAUAGUAUGAUGGUUUGCUUCAGAAAAGAACGUCAUUACAAAAACUGAAGAUGUGCAAUGUAGAAACUCACUAAAAAAGUAAGCAGUGCUGCAUGAUGACAGUAAAGUCAAACCAGCUCUCUUGUAAUGUUAUUUGUGACUUGCAGCUGCACCGACGUGAAUCCAGCUGCAGCUCAGUGCACAGCCAGAACCGCCUGCUGUAACCGGGUCGCCCUGCAGCCCGUCAUCACAGACCUGGUGCAGAGUCUUUUGCCAAGGCUUAGUGGGAAGGUGGACGUCGUCCUCUUCAAUCCUCCAUAUGUGGUCAGUCCAUCAGAAGAGGUGGGCAGCAGAGGUGUAGAGGCGGCCUGGGCCGGAGGAGAGCGAGGCAGACGGGUCACCGACAGGUUCCUCCCUCUGGUUCCUCAGCUGCUCUCCAGUAAAGGCCUGUUUUACCUCGUCACCAUCGCCGAGAACAAGCCAGAGGAGAUUAUCAGUUUAAUGAGCCAGUUUGGGCUGGAAGGAGAGACCCGCCUGUCAACUAGAGCUGGGAAUGAGAGGUUGUCGGUCCUGCGUUUCCAUAGAAACCAGCAGAGGUGACAGGAAAUCGUUUCAGGAAGGAACCAAAAGAUUCAGGAGUCUGGGAGAUGUGACUGUAACCGACCUGAACACUGAGGCCCCAGAGCGCCCCCUGCAGGAUCUGCUGCACCAUCACCGUUUCCAGCAGCAAAUCAAUCAUCUGUUGGUCCAGACAGAAAAGCUGAAGCUGUCAGUGAAGCAGAUCAGAAGCUGAGCAGCAGAAACCCAGAAGAACUGGAAGCAUCAGCAGGAGAUGAACUGGACCUCUAGGAUCACUGAUGCUGCAGCUGAGGAAGAGGAGGACGAUGAAGGUGAAGCUGCCAUCCUCAGACUUCCUGUUUAUCAACCCAAGAAAGCAGAAAACCUGCAGAAAAUCAGCUGAAGAAGAACCACGAGGAGAUGGAGACGUCCGGCGCCCUCUAGUGGCUGAUUGAACUACUGCACUGGGAGAACUGGACCUUGACGCUACUGCAGCUCAGCGGCUGGUUUCUCUCUGAAUGGACCAAUCAGAACCAAAGAGGAUUCAGCUCUGAGACAACUAUUUACAACUACACAUAUGUACAACAUGUUAGUGUUUCUAAACACUUAGAGUUUAGAAAACACAAAAAACUAUCAGGAGUUGUCAGAGGAAAGUUUUAAAACAUUAAAACUUAACCGUUGAAAUGAAACCAUAUAAUUGUUUACUAAAAUAUUUCUUCAUUGCUCCUGUAACAAUAAAACUUAAUAAAUGUCUUGUGUUUUUAUUAGACCUUUA
This is a messenger RNA of Xiphophorus hellerii (green swordtail), 1688 nucleotides long. RefSeq names its product methyltransferase N6AMT1-like. Bases 503 to 955 code for a protein of 150 amino acids. Gene Ontology annotation, molecular function: S-adenosylmethionine-dependent methyltransferase activity; protein methyltransferase activity; nucleic acid binding. The record is from RefSeq and is a predicted model, not a curated record. NCBI's taxonomy places the organism in Eukaryota, Metazoa, Chordata, Actinopteri, Cyprinodontiformes, Poeciliidae. The transcript is spliced from 5 exons. Gene Ontology annotation, biological process: methylation. Gene Ontology annotation, cellular component: eRF1 methyltransferase complex.